CGGGCCUGCUGCAGCCAGUCCUGCAGCCUCGGGAUGGAGAAAAAGAAAAUAUUGAUGAAAUCCAAAGUUGCUUCUUCCAACCUCCUGAGUGCUUUGCAUUCCUUGUAUCAAUUUGGCCACUUCUGUGAUGUAACAGUCCACACGGUGCACCUCGGGAUCCAGGAAGAGUUUCCCGUUCACAAGGCGGUCCUGGCUGCCUCAAGCAACUACUUCAAGGGCCUCUUUCUCAGAGACGAGAUGACGGACGUUAAAAGGCGGACCGUUGUUUUGGAUGAUAUCUACACAGAAGAGUUCACCUCCUUUCUGGAAUUCGUGUACACCGCCAAGAUGGAGAUUGAGCCGGAGAAACUGCAGCGGAUGCGGGAGGUGGCUGAGAGACUGGAAUGCAAGGAUCUUCUUGACAUUUGCGAAGAGGUGAAGGCAGAAGGUGAAAUGGGAGGCCUGGAUCUAAGUGUGCACUGGAAAACUCAGGUGUGUGAAAGUGGGGCCCCCUGGGCCCGUCACCCCCAGUCCGAGCUGGCCCGGGGGAGCGGUUCUGCCCCUGUCGUCGUGACGCCCGUGAAGAGGCAGCUGUGGGAGGGGCGGAAACGUGGGCCGGUGAUAUCCGGCGGCAAGCCCCGCGAAGGCCAGGCGGGGGGCCCCGACCGAGCCGACCCGGUCGGCACGGACGGGAAGACCGGGAGGACCCGGGGAGUCCAAACGGGCCCAGCCCAGAGCGGCUCCCCACGGGCUGCCAGCUUGCCGGAGAAGAGCGGUCCCCUCCCCCGGCUUCGCCCCGGGGCGGACCCCGGAGAAACCCGGUUAGUCAUCAGAAAGGUGCGGUCAGGCCAGGAGGGCUACGAGACCCUAGGCGUGGCCCGUGGCCCCGGACCCCUGCCCGGCGCCUCCCCGGCCCCGUCAGAGACCUACGCCUGUGAAAAGUGCAACCGGCCCUUUCAUUUUGUCAAAUCGUACCAGGCACACAUGGAGGCGGAGCACGGGAUCCACGUGGUCGUCCAGUACAGCUGCAAUCUGUGCCUCCAGCUCUUCUCCAACAGGCAGAACCUCCGGCAGCAUCGGCUCACCGUCCACAGCGACCAGCGGCGCUUCCCUUGCGCCGUCUGUGACAAGAGGUUCAAGCGCCGGAAGGACAUCAACGACCACGUCCGCAGGGUACACGAGAAGAAAAGGACCCCGCAGGCUUGCCCCUACUGCGACAAGCUCAUCAGCUCCAAGUGCGGUCUGACGGUCCACAUCCGGACCCACACGGGCGAGAAGCCCUAUAAAUGUGGAGACUGCCCCGCCUGCUUUGCCCAGCGAUCUGCCUACAACACCCACGUGAGAAAAAUCCAUGAAUCCGGACAAGACAGGAAACCUGUGCCAGUCUACUGGAUGGUGGUACCACCUCCAGACAGAUCGGAGAGCACUGACUAUGAAAUCGCCGUCACCAAAGAAACGUGGGCUCAGACGUCAGACACCAAGUUGCGGACAGAGAAGUUGCAAACAGAGACAGGAGACAAAGACAACUUGGACUAUGAAGAGGAAGCCGGCAAUUUGUCCAUUACCAAAAUUGGCUGUAGGCGCGACGGAAAAGACCAAAAGGACAAAGAUGAUGACGAUGAAAUGGAAGCCAGUCGAGAAGAGGGAGGCAAUGAUGAAGACCAAGGAACGAGUGUGAAGGGUGAAGAGGAGGGCGACUAUGACAUACGAUAUCCGGAAUCUGAGCCGGAGGACAGCCAGGAGAAAGAGGAGGUUUGCACGGAUGAUGGCUCGUCAAAUGAGAAAGAGACAGAAGAUAAUGAAUCGGACGAAGACUUUAAAGGAAAGACGGUACCCGAGAUGGAAGAAGCAAAAAAGUCAACUUACGUGAUAACCUGCGAUAAGUGUGACCAGCAGUUCGUCUCCCGGAAAAAAUACGUAGAUCACUGCAAGGAUGUGCAUCAGUCUCUCCCUGGGAAAGUGUACCAGUGCGAGAUCUGCAGCAAGUCAUUCGCCAGCUACAACAGCUGGAAGGAACAUCGGGCCUGUGUGCACACGGAAGAGAGGCAGUUUGCCUGCACCCUCUGUAAUGCCACCUUCAAGCGAAAGCGAGAUGUCAGGACGCACUACGUGCGGAAGCACGAGGGACGAGUCAAACGGCCCCUCUGUUCUGUCUGCGGAAAGAUUUUGAGCUCUAGGACAGCACUGGUAUUUCAUAUGAGGACGCACACUGGAGAGAAACCUUAUGAAUGUGGAGUUUGUCACUCCAAAUUUGCCCAACCCUCCCAACUUAAGAUUCAUACCAGGUCUCAUACCGGAGAAAAGCCAUAUAUUUGUGAAGACUGCGGGGCCUGCUUUGCAGAUAAAGGCAAAUUAACAGGUCACAAGAGGACUCACACGGGAGAACGCCUCUUUAAAUGUGAUGUAUGUGGAAAACAUUUCGCCACCAAUGAAUAUCUAAAAUGCCACAAGCGGUGUCAUCUAGGAGCCAAGCCAUAUAAGUGUGAUGUGUGUGGGAAGACAUUUGGACUGAGAGCCUCUUUAGCCCAACAUAGCAAUGUCCAUGCAGAGACUCGCCCCUAUUUUUGUGAGCAGUGUGGGAAGACAUUCACACAGCAAGGAGCCCUGAGACGGCACCAGCGAAUUCACACAGGAGAAAAACCAUACAAGUGCCGGGCUUGUGAGCGAACCUUUACGGACAUGUCUACGCUGAGGAGACACGUGUCGGUUCAUGACCGGACUGCACACUGGAGGAGUUUUUUGAUAGACCUCACGACCAAGAAAGACCAUAACUGGUCAAAAAUUGAAACCUUAACAGACGUGUGUACAAGCGAGGAACCCAUGCCUGAAAUCUGGUCGGUAGACCAAGGUAGACUUUAUAAGCCAGAAAACGCAGUUGUCAAAACAGCUGAAGCUAGGGCCCCUAACCAUGUUUCCCAUCCCAAUGACCCCCCUCUGGUUUUCUUGUAAUGCAAAAAUCCUGAAAAUAAAGCACAAUCUCUUGAUGAAAAAUGAAUUUACACAAUUUGAAAUCAAAGUUCCAUUCUAAAACUUCAGUAAGGCAUCUGUUGGAGAUAGUAUCAUCCCCAGAGAUCAGUUUUGGGAACAGAUUUUAGUCUCUGGUCCUCUUUACAGUUUGAAUUUAUUACAUUAACCAACAACAAUCCUUGUUUAUUAAACUAUAUGUACUAAUUCUAUAAACUACUGUCCUUAUGCUUAUACUUCUACUCUGUUAAGUUUUAGGAAUGAAGAGCUCUGCUGGAUCAAUUACCCAAGACUAAUUUAUUUGUACAUAUUUUCUUGGCGAUUGUUAUCUAGAAACCUGAUAAAUCCAGAAACAGGAACUGGUACCAUAUAGUGCUAGAGUUUGAAACUUUUCCUAAUUACAAAUAUAAGUAUGCACUAUAUUUCACAACUCUGUGUCAUACCUUUAUUCAUACUGGUUGGUUUAUAUCGUGCAAAUGUAACCUAUUGAAGCAUUUUAACUACAUUAAGCACAGACCUUUACUCAUGCUAUUUGGUUUAUAUCUUGCAAUUGUAACCUAUUUAAACAUUUUAACUACGUUAACUGCAGAGUAGCCUAUGGAUAGUCAAUCAGUGGUAUUUAUUGAGUGCUUAUUGUGUGCAGAGCACUGUACUAAGCACUUACAUGUCACUGGUUUGGACCAAGGCUGUCCCUCCUCCCCUUGCUUCCUUCCUUGCCCCUCUAGGGUGCCUGCAUUGGGCCCCAUUGCCCUUCUCAGAGCUUGGCCCAGCUUUGUCAAUCACGAAAGCUGCGGGAGGUGGGAAGGAAGAAGGGAGGAACGAGAGCAAGGUGGUUAGGCAAGAUGGAGGUGUUCUGAGCCGUCGCAGACUGGGGGAAUGUUCUCCCUGGGCCUUGGGGCUCGGAACCACCCAAGGCAAUUGGUGCCGGCCAGUUGGCAAGUCCAGGUUCCUUUUCUGCUGCCUCCAAUCUGCCAUUUGCCCACUUGGGAUAGCCUCGAAUAUGGUGGCACUCCUGACUCUGACACCCAUGCUUUAACAGAUUCUUUAUGUAGCAUUCAAUCAAUGGUAUUUAUCCAUUGCUUACUAUGUACAGAGCACUGGACUAAGUCCAUAAAUGAUUUCCAACUUUGAAGUAAUGGAGAACCAUAUUGAUAAGGAAGGGAGACUCAAAGCUCUUAUUGAUUAAAAAAAAAAGUACUUUCCAGACACUUAAUUUCCCUUCUGCUGUCAGGCAAUAAACACAUUAUAUUGUUCAGA
Ornithorhynchus anatinus (platypus) is the source of this 4200-nucleotide messenger RNA. It is a transcript of the gene GZF2, whose product is annotated as GDNF-inducible zinc finger protein 1-like. Bases 34 to 2928 code for a protein of 964 amino acids. Gene Ontology annotation, cellular component: nucleus. Gene Ontology annotation, molecular function: protein binding. NCBI's taxonomy places the organism in Eukaryota, Metazoa, Chordata, Mammalia, Monotremata, Ornithorhynchidae. The transcript has 7 exons. The record is from RefSeq and is a predicted model, not a curated record.